AUGGCAAUUCACAAAUCAAUAAGUAAGCAACUUUCUUUACCAGUUGAAUAUACAGAUGAGCAAAAAUCAUUUUAUUCUUCUACUGGAUUAUUACAGACUCAUUCUAUCUUGGAUGAUGAUAUUGAGUCUGGAUUAAAUAUACAUGACGAUGAUUUGCAUUCCUGUGUAAGUAUACAUAAAUCCAAUAUAACAAUUGAGAGACCGAAUUCCUAUCACUCAGGUAGUUCUUCUACUUCUUUAACCUCAUGUUUAAGAUGCCUAAAUUCAGGCCAAACUGUAUCAUCUCAUACAAAAGCUGUUGAUGAAAUAAACUAUGAUUCAGAACCACAAUGUUCACGUAAUUCUGUUACAUCAAAUAUAUCAAAGUUAAAAUAUUUUGAUGAUACAGAUACAAGUAAUUUAUUUGAUAAUGUACAGAAAGAUACAUUUAAAGAUCGUCUACUUUAUUUUCCUACAAUAAGUAAUCAAUUAUUGUUGACAAUCCUACUAAACAUUGAAAAAUAUGAUAGUACUAGUGCAAUUGAUGCUAAAUUUUCACUACCAAAAAAAGAAUUGAAAUUUGCCGUACCAGAAUUUUUAAUGCCCAUUAUAGAUCGUCGUACAUCAUCACAAAUAUUUAAUGUUAAACAAAUAUCGGCAUCAACAUUAAAUAUUGAAAAUAAAUUGUUGAAAAGACGAAAAACUAUUAAAGAACGUUUCAAACAAUUACACAGUGAUUAUGAUGGUAGUAAAUUUUGGAAUAAAUUAAAUAAAAAUUUUAAAAUGAAUAAAGUUAUAAACUUGUCCAAUACUAGAUCAAGAUCAAGUAUGGCUAUUUCCAUGGAUUAUACACAUCAUAAAGAUUCUGUUUCACGAUCUAGUAUUACAUCAUGUGAUGAUUGUAGACGUAUUACCAUUAAUGUAAGUGGUUUAAAUUUGAAACAUGGCUAA
Molecule: messenger RNA, 930 nt
Organism: Schistosoma mattheei
Lineage: Eukaryota; Metazoa; Platyhelminthes; Trematoda; Strigeidida; Schistosomatidae
Source: the annotation of a GenBank genome assembly